Messenger RNA from Racocetra fulgida, 836 nucleotides. The record is from the annotation of a GenBank genome assembly. Lineage: Eukaryota; Fungi; Glomeromycota; Glomeromycetes; Diversisporales; Gigasporaceae.
GUUUGACCGUACAAACUUCGUCGGAAAUCGCGUCAUUAAAUUUUUCAACUAAUAACGCACGCAUAGCUGCUUUAUUAAAACCCUCGUCAAACCGAAAAGUCAUCCGUGAGGCUGCACCACAUGAACGUAAAUUAUUUACACUCGUUGAAGAACUAGGCACAACACCACGGGAAGAAUUAGAACAGCCCACUCCAUUACGCGGACCCGAUCCUGUGACUGUCGAUAAGAUAUUACGAGCUGCUAAUGAUGCCAAAGAGCAAAUUGAAUUCUUGGCGCAACGUCACGAAGAAAUCACGUCUUCAAUAGACAAUCAAGUUAAUAUGGGUGAUGAGGCUUCAUCUUCAGGCAAUCAAAUGUCAAAGAUCGAGGAAGAUAUUUGGCAUCAUGAAAAAGAAAUCCUUGCAUUAGAAAUGAUAAAAAAGGAGUAUAUAAAGAAGGUGAACUCUCUUGAUGAAGAAUUAGCAGAGCAAAAACACCUAGAAGAAGAGGAAGUCAAAUUAAAUCAUCGUUUGGGAAUGUUAGUUUUAAAUGAAGACGAUGACUUUGAUGAUAUGGAUGAUUCCGAUGAUAUAGUGGUUAGCCAUGAACUAGCGGAGAGGAUGCAACUUCUUGAAUUUAAGAAAGAAAUCCUUGCGGAAUUAGAUCAAAGCGAUAUUGAUCUGAAUGUCUCAAUACCGGUUCCAUCGCAACAAGCCAUUAUUGCUGCAAUGAUUCUACAAAUGGUUCGUAACGUAGGAGGAGAAAUACCACUUGCUGAUCUUAAGGACCAGAUUAGUCGAGCUGCGCGCGAGAAAGGAUGGCAAGAAAGAGAGGGAAUAAAUGCCCUUUAUCUUCUU